This is a messenger RNA of Cladocopium goreaui, 2973 nucleotides long. Lineage: Eukaryota; Dinophyceae; Suessiales; Symbiodiniaceae. The record is from the annotation of a GenBank genome assembly.
AUGGAUGCUGCAAAGGCUUUGCAGUUGCUGCAGCAAAUCCAUUCCUUUGGUCAAACAGACCUGAGAGAAGCGUGUGAAGUUGAGAUCGCCCGAGACUUCGAGAACUGCGUACAACUUUCGAGCUUCACCAAACUCAGUUCCUCGCAACUGGCUCGAAUCCUGGCACGAGAUGACUUGUGGGUCACACAAGAAGAAGUUGUGGUACAGGGCCUUUUCAACUGGAUGAAGACGAGCAAAAAAAGACGAAGUCAUUUGGGCAUGUUGCUGCAGCUAAUCGAUCUCCCAUCUCUCUCCACCCAAAAUUUGAAACGACUGCGCUCCUUCGCUCAGUCAAUGGGGGAAGAUGGUUUCGAACUCCAGUACUCGGCCGAUGAAGCUUUGCGGUCACAACUCAAGGCGAAGGCACAGCGAACAGAAGGAUUUCAUCGACCACCAGGGAAGAGAAGAUGUCUGCAGCACUGGUCAACAGAGCAGAGAUCCUUUUCACGAAGCUACAUUCGCGGUCGGUGGGUUGCAGGAGAUUGGGGGACUCGUUUUGGUAGCAUCCCUCCGUCGUGGAACACCGUGUGUUUCCACCAAAAUUAUUUCUACAUCGCUGAUGGUGGUCUAACUCGCUGGAAGCCACAUGAGAGUCGCGGCCGCGGGUUGAUCGCAAACUGCGUGCACGGAAUUACCAUCUCUCCACAGGGACAAAUCUAUUUGGUUGACAAAUACAAUGGCGAAUUGCGAGUGUAUGAUCUCAACACACCUGAACUAGCUCCACCACGAUUUGUGGCCAAAAUUGAUGAUGGUAUUGAUUUGUUCCAUUGCUCCUGUUCUCCUAGCGGUGUUCUCUACACAUCGGGAACCACUGACUACGAAACCGGUCAGGUGAAGCGCUUGGAGGGAUCCAAUCUGGUGCCUCUUUCUGUGGAUCUUCCAUCUGAUUUCGUUCCUCACUUCAUUUUUGCCGCCCGUGACGAAGUUCUCUACAUCGCUGGCAUUGACGACUGCCUUGAUGUCUCCGAACUAUGGGUCUUCCUGCGGGUGGAUCCAGGGCAGAGCGAGCCAGUGGAACUGGGCCGGAUGGAGACGGAGAUCGUGGUGUUCAAUCCUGGCGACACGAGACCAGUGAAAGUGGUCGGAACUCAUGAACCACCCGUGGACCUCUUGGCAGGGUCUACGAGUAUGCCUUCCCUCCAGCGCUUGAAUUUGAAUGACUUUGAUUUGUUGCUCCCGGUGAAAUCUGCUGUGGAAAAAAUCAUGGGAGCCUGCUUUGCUCUCCCAGGAUAUUGCUAUGCGGAUGCUUAUCCUCAAAAAGCAAGGUGCUACAUGGGUGCUCGCGCUCCCAAGGUGAGAUUCCACAAUAGCCUGAUCUUGAGGUUGGGCGCGGCGCCUCCGGUGCCGCUGCCAGAGGCGACCGCGGAGGAGUGGGCUGCCUGGGCCAAUUCAUGCAUCUGGGUGCCACUUGUGCUGAUGGCCUUUAGCUUCUUUGUGGCCUACAAGCUCUGUUGGGUCAUCGAAUUCUCCAAGGGCGACCAGUUUGUGUGGUUGCCGCAUACCAGACAUGGCAUCAUUUGCUUCUCGGUCUUUUGCCUCCUCUUCUUCUGGAUGCUGCAGGUGGUUCGGUUCUUCUUGGUGCGAACUGACAUCAGACAACUCGAAAAUCGAAUGGAUCGGCUUCAAACGUCGUUGCGACACUUUCAGGAUCUCACCGAUGAUUUGGUGGAGGCCGAGAAGGCCUACAACCAGAGCUUGAUGUUUGCGCCAGACAGUUGUGGUCCUCACAACCCCUUGGCCACGGAAUUUGUGAAGCUCUUGGCCGGCGGACUGCAAUCGGAGUUCCAACAGGUGGACUUGAUCCUGGAAAUCGUGAGGGAAACCUUGGAUACCUUGAUGGUCCUCCUAGCACGAGGCAAAACGAAUCUUCAUUCAUUUGGUUAUGCCCUGACCUACUAUCCGAUCUUUCCGGCAGUGGUAAUGCUCCUUGGGAUGGCUGCUCUACUGUGCAUAGCGGGAUAUGCAUGGAACCGGCCAAAGACGCUGGUGAACCCGUGGUUUCAAGGUGCACUGAAAUUCCUCUCGCCGUGCAUUGUGAUCUUCGUUUUGUUCUGCGGACUUUGUGCUUCGCUCUGCUUCUAUGUGUCGAUACUUGUCACGGGUUACUGCUACAACGUGGAUGAGAACCUACAGGUGGCCAGUAGCAGGGUCCAGUUCCAGGAUGUGGUGGCGCAGAAGGUGAACGUUGAGCCUAUUUUGCAACACACUGCUGCCUACUAUCUGCAAGGCGUCAACGUCAAUCCUUUGGCCACCCUACUACAGAAUUUCGAAGCUGCUUUGUACACGGUGAAGCGCUUCUACAAGAUGUUCGAGUGGUUGGUGGAUAUGGGUGCAGCCAGUUGUCCGGGCCUGAAGCAACUGAGCCCGGAACCGCUGUUGGAGUCCCUGUUGCAGACGUCGUAUUUGUCAGACAACUUCAUCUCCGCUGAGAACAUGUGGCCAUAUUACCAGUCCAUCGUUCACAAGACUGUUUGCCACCACUUUCCACGAAAUGGUAUGGGAUUAGUGUUUAUUUGCAUCCUCAUUGGUUUCUUCUUCUGCCCCGCGAUCGCCAUCACCAUCAGUAAUCACUUGAAGUACAUGAGCUUCGGGAUGAAGGUGAACGAGCUUGCCAGAGAAGAAGGACAUAUGUCACCAGUGAAAGCCAACGUUGGGGCAGUGGGCGUCCUCAUCCAAUCAAGGCUGUCUGAGCUGAGUACCUCCGAGCAAGCGCUGCUGUUGGAAUCGCUACAGCAGGAUGUCUCGAGGAAAUUUGAGGAGGAGGCCUCACCGACAGCUGCAGAGAAGACGACAGACACCGACUCUGAGGGAGGGACCGAUAGGAUGUGUUGAACAGACAAAGAGCUGUUUUGAUUGUGCUGUUUUGGGUUUAAUCUGGGUCGCCUUCAGUUGCUGAUAUGUUGGUCCAUGUUGCUCCUGAACCCUUGGCUGGAC